Molecule: messenger RNA, 603 nt
Organism: Kluyveromyces lactis
Lineage: Eukaryota; Fungi; Ascomycota; Saccharomycetes; Saccharomycetales; Saccharomycetaceae
Gene: SCP1
Product: Scp1p
Exons: 1
Coding region: 1-603 (200 amino acids)
Molecular function (GO): protein binding
Source: RefSeq, a predicted model, not a curated record
AUGAGCUACGGUAUCAAGCCUGAUGUGACAUCAUUGGAUGAUGAUCUUAAAGAAUCAAGAAGUAAGAAGUUCAACAAACAUGAUAUAACAGAAAUAAAGAGAUGGAUUUAUGCUAUUAUUGAAGAACAAUCACCUGACGACAGUCUUUUGGAUGCAUUAAAAGAUGGUACUGUGCUAUGUAAGCUUGCUAAUAGACUCUUAAAAGAAGAAACAGGAGUGUCCGAUUCAAUGAAAUGGAAAAGUUCAAGAAUUGCGUUUGUUCAAAUGGAACAAAUAAGUAUGUUCUUACAGUUCGCAACUAAGUACGGAGUUCCACAAGAUGAACUUUUCCAGACUGUUGAUCUCUAUGAGGAAAAAGACCCAGCAAUUGUCUACCAAACCAUUAAGUCAUUAUCCAGAUAUGCAAAUUCCAAACACCCUGACCUGUUCCCAGUAAUAGGUCCACAAUUAUCAACAAAAAGGCCGAGACCACCUGUGAAAGGAAAACCAUCGCACUUAAAGAAUGUUGGAUGGAGUACUGUAGAAUAUGGUUACAUGAAGGGCGCAAACCAAUCCACCGAGGGUAUUGUUUUCGGAAAUAAACGUGAUAUAACAAUGAAUUGA